AUGGCUGAUAAGUCCAAAUUUAUUGAGUUCAUUGAUGAAGCUUUAGAAAAAUCAAAAGAAACUGCACUCUCUCGCUUAUUUUUCACCUAUCAGGGGAUUCCUUACCCAGUCACCAUGUGCACCUCCGAAACUUUCCAAGCCCUGGACGCCUUUGAAGCCAGACACGAUGACAUUGUGCUCGCAUCUUAUCCGAAGUGUGGUUCAAAUUGGAUUCUCCACAUCGUCCGUGAAUUAAUAUUUGCUGUUUCUAAAAAAAAGUAUGAAUAUCCGGAAUUCCCAGUUCUUGAAUGUGGGGACUCAGGAAAAUAUCAGAGAAUGAAACAGUUUCCGUCGCCAAGGAUUUUGGCAACUCACCUGCAUUAUGACAAGUUACCUGAGUCCAUCUUCAAGAAUAAAGCCAAGAUAUUGGUGAUAUUUCGAAACCCUAAAGAUACGGCAGUGUCUUUUUUCCAUUUCCACAACAAUGUCCCUGAUAUUCCAAGCUACGGCUCUUGGGAUGAAUUCUUCAGACAGUUCAUGAAAGGACAAGUUUCUUGGGGAAGCUAUUUUGAUUUCGCAAUUAAUUGGAACAAACAUCUUGAUGAUGAAAAUGUUAAGUUCAUAUUAUAUGAAGACCUGAAAGAGAAUCUCACCGAUGAAAUAAAACAAAUUGCUGAGUUCUUGGGAUUCUCUCUAACUGAGGAACAGAUUCAAACUAUCUCGGCCAAGAGCACCUUCCCAGCCAUGCGAGCAGCAUCUCAGGAAACACACGGUGCCGUCGGCCCAUUCCUGUUCCGCAAAGGUGAAGUUGGUGAUUGGAAAAAUUUGUUCAGUGGAGCUCAGAACCAGGAAAUGGACGAAAAAUUCGAAAAGAGCUUAGCAGGCACUUCCCUAGGAGCAAAGUUGAAGUAUGAAUCCUACUGCCAGUGUUGAUUCUGGUCGAUUCAGGAGGCCUAGAUUUUUUAUUUUCUUUAAUAACAAUAGAAUUUAAAUAUUUAAAUUUAAAUAUUGAAUGAUAACUCAAUCAAAUAAUCAAAUAAUGAUAAAUAAUAUUUAAACUAA
Molecule: messenger RNA, 1041 nt
Organism: Propithecus coquereli (Coquerel's sifaka)
Lineage: Eukaryota; Metazoa; Chordata; Mammalia; Primates; Indriidae
Gene: SULT6B1
Product: sulfotransferase family, cytosolic, 6B, member 1
Exons: 7
Coding region: 1-912 (303 amino acids)
Biological process (GO): sulfation
Cellular component (GO): cytoplasm
Molecular function (GO): sulfotransferase activity
Source: RefSeq, a predicted model, not a curated record